CCUAUCUGGAGGAGCAGAACCAGCAGCUCCUGGGGCAGAUCGUGGAGAACCAGUCCCAGGAAGAUAGCACGGCGCGGAAGGAGCGGGAGGUGAUGCUGCGGCUGAAGGAGGUGGUGGACAAGCAGAGGGAUGAGCUUCGUGCCCAGGCCCACGAGAUCAUCUGUAAGAGCCGAGACACGGAGGCGCUGCAGGAGCAACUGCAUCGCUUCAUGGCCAUGAACGAGGACCUGCGUCACAAGGUGGCCGUGGUGCAGGCUCAGCUCAAGAGUGCGCUGGAGAAGAAAUCGGACCUGGAGGCCAUGAUGAUGCAAACCCAGAGGGAAACGAGCAGGAGGAGCAGGACCGCCUCUGAGAUUCAGCAGCCAAAGCCCAGCCUGGUGAGCUUUGGGUGGGGGCUUCAGGGUCUCCACUUGCCUGCUGAAUCCCUGUCCCCCCAGGAAGGAGCGCCAGUGCCCGCGGAGGAACCACAGCACCAGGACGCGGACACAGGCAGGAGCCCUGCUCACUGCUGCUUCUCCAGGGAAGAGCUGCAGCAGAUCCUGCAAGAGCGGAAUGAGCUCAAGACCAACCUGUUCUUGGUGCAGGAGGAGCUGGCUUAUUACCAGCGGGAGCUGCUGAACGAAGAGAGAGUUCCCAGCUUCUUCUUGGAUGCCAUGAAGUCAACUAUCAAAAGACAGAGAAAAAAAAUCAGAGCUAAAAUGCUGGGAACGGCGGAGGAGUCGGCGAGCAGCGAUGAAGACGAGGGCUCCUGGCUCCCAGCUCGUGGCACAGACUGCGUGGAUGCUCAGCCUCCUGAAUCCAAAAUUAGGAGCUUUUUUGGACUGUGGUAUCAGGGCAGCAGCAAAGACCUCCCCACAUCCAGCUGCUCUGGAGCCUGGGAAAUCAUCGACUCGCUGGACACGCAGCCGGCGGGAGAGAGUGAGCCGGUGGACGUCUGCCCCGACAGAGCCCCACCAGCCCUCUGA
Tauraco erythrolophus (red-crested turaco) is the source of this 965-nucleotide messenger RNA. NCBI's taxonomy places the organism in Eukaryota, Metazoa, Chordata, Aves, Musophagiformes, Musophagidae. The record is from RefSeq and is a predicted model, not a curated record.